AUGGAGCGACGGGGCAGACUGCUGGUCGCUUUAUUUGCUGCUGUCGCAUUUGUCGUCACCGCCGGCUUUCUUUCAAGACCAGCGCGCAAUGACGACCAGCACAUUAAUGUAGAACCGGCAUCGCCAGCGCACUUCAGAGCACCGAAACAGAAUGUUUGGUCCGACCUCACGCGACAUGAAGCGGAUGAGAUCUACGGCUUUCUCUGGAAGGAGUGGGCUCAUCUCAACCUAACGAGGACGCCAAAAAAUGCUACCGACAACUUCAUUGUGACACUCGAGGCCUUACAGCCCAACAAGUCCGAAGCGCUUCCAUACAUGUUUGAGGAAAGAAGCAGUCCGGCCCGAUGGGCGAAGGCUGUUCUUUCACAUCAUUCAGAUGAUGGCCCUCUCCUGUCGUACUACGCUGUGGGACCGCUUCCUGUCUCGCCGGAAACGAGCGUCGAGCCCCUGGUUUAUCCGUUCAACUCGGGCCGUCACUCUGUUCCCAACUUGAUGGCAGAUUUUCUUGGCAGCGCCCGUUUCGCAAUGUCAUUAGCAGAGAAUAUUACCGAUAUCACGACUGAGCUUCUGGGAGCCAAGGCGAACCUGGAGGAUCCAUUUGAUCCCAACGCCCUGCAGGCCUUCCCGCGUUUCACACGUCUCGAACCUGACCUGGUUGUCGGAUGGAUACAGUUCUUCAGACCUGGUAUGGGCAGCUCUGGACGCACACUGCUUCCGCAAGGACUCUACGUUCGAGUUGAUGCGAGCAAGGAUAUUAGUCAGUGGAAGGUUGGAGAAUGGUUCUACAACGGCCAAAUGUUCGCCAACGUGGAUGAACUCCGCAAUGCGAUAAGUCGCCCUGACAGUGGCUUCUUGAGGACCCAGCCGAACUUAGACGGCCACUGGACUGACACUGAAGACUUCGACGCUCAUCCGGACGGGCGCGAACUACCACCUCCAGUGUCAAUCCAGCCACUCGGUCCCCGUUACAAGCUUGAUAAGACAGAGAAAUUCGUUUCUUGGUUCGGCUUUGAGUUUUAUCUUACCAGCACCCAAGCUACGGGAGUCAGUCUAUUCGAUAUCCGCUUCAAAGGGGAACGGGUCAUGUACGAGCUGAGCUUGCAGGAAGCCCUGGCGCACUAUGCAGGGGAUGACCCAAUGGCGGGCGGCCAAGAGUUCCUCGACGCGUUCUUCGGCAUGGGCACCAAUGCCUUUGAGCUGGUUCCUGGUUAUGAUUGCCCGGCAUAUGCCGACUACUUGGACACGGAGUUGCACCGCAGCGGUAAGACAGAAAAGCUGCCCAACAACAUCUGUGUCUUUGAAUUUACCUCGGACUACCUCUUGUCCCGUCACACAGCUCAAAACUCGGUCACUGCAUCACGAAACACGUUUUUUACGCUUCGUUCUGUCUCCACUGUUGGUAAUUAUGACUACACGAUCGACUACGUCUUCUACCUCGAUGGAGCAAUCGAAGUCAAAGUGAGAGCGUCAGGGUAUAUCUACGGCGCCUUCUACGCCAAUAACCCGUAUAAAAAUGAGGACGAGUACGGCCACCGCGUUCACGACGCCCUGUCAUCAUCUCUGCACGACCACGUCAUAGGCUUCAAGGCAGACCUAGACAUCGCUGGCACAGCAAACGACAUGGUCCGCCUGGCCGUCGAGCCCACCACGAUCAGCUACCCCUGGGACCAGCCGUACGUCAAGGAGCGCAACACCAUGCACCUGAAGGAGUACCCAGUGACGCACGAGGCCGGCAUGGACUGGCCCAAGAACUCGGGCGAGUUCUUCCUCGUCUACUCGGCCGACGCAAAGAACGCCUGGGGAGAGCGCAAGGGCUACCGCGUCGUGUCUGGCACGGGCAUGGCCAACACGCCGCACCUCACCGUGCUCAACUCGACUUCUCUCGGCGACAGUGCGCGGUGGGCCGAGCGGGACAUCUGGGUCGUGCGGCAGAAGGACGAGGAGCCUCGUUCCGCAGAUCCGCUUAGCUAUCUCGACACGCUGAACCCGUUGAUCGACUUCAACAAGAUUGCAGAUGCGGAGAGCCUGGAGCGGGAUGAUGAGUAUGACGGGGAUCUUGUUGUGUACUUCAACGUUGGGAGUCACCACGUCCCGCACUCUGGGGAUAUCCCAAACACGCUCAUGCACACUAGCGCUUCGAGCGUCAUGUUCGUGCCGCAUAACUUUGCGGACCGGGACCCCAGUCGCGAGAGCGUCCAGGGUGUGAGGCUGCAGCUGAAGGGGACAAAGAGUGGUGGCUUCGCUGGGUUCCCGGAUCCUGAUGAGGAUGAAGACCAUCAUUCGGGUAGCGAGGACCUGAGAAGCCGGGAGAAGAGGAGUGAAAAGAAGAAGAAGGGCGGAUAUAAGCUACACGAGGGCGCCAAUUACUUUGGCACUCCGUACACGGAAGGAGUGCAUAUAUCUCUGGGAGAGAUGGAGCCGGACCUGGAGAAGAGAUAUCAGAGCGAGGAGAUCAGAGUUAGCGAUCUCGGGUUGAACGGCAGCGCCGCAGGGCUUUGGAUUCCCUGA
Messenger RNA from Diaporthe amygdali, 2508 nucleotides. RefSeq lists its product as uncharacterized. Gene Ontology annotation, cellular component: plasma membrane. The transcript has a single exon. Bases 1 to 2508 code for a protein of 835 amino acids. Lineage: Eukaryota; Fungi; Ascomycota; Sordariomycetes; Diaporthales; Diaporthaceae. Gene Ontology annotation, biological process: amine metabolic process. The record is from RefSeq and is a predicted model, not a curated record. Gene Ontology annotation, molecular function: copper ion binding; quinone binding; primary methylamine oxidase activity.